Pyrus x bretschneideri (Chinese white pear) is the source of this 1291-nucleotide messenger RNA. Its product is annotated as GTP-binding protein SAR1A. Gene Ontology annotation, biological process: vesicle organization; endoplasmic reticulum to Golgi vesicle-mediated transport; intracellular protein transport. NCBI's taxonomy places the organism in Eukaryota, Viridiplantae, Streptophyta, Magnoliopsida, Rosales, Rosaceae. The record is from RefSeq and is a predicted model, not a curated record. Gene Ontology annotation, molecular function: GTP binding; GTPase activity. Gene Ontology annotation, cellular component: COPII vesicle coat; endoplasmic reticulum exit site. The transcript is spliced from 5 exons. The coding region runs from base 293 to 1153 and encodes 286 amino acids.
GUUUAAUUUGUUAGUCUAAAGCCACUACAGUAUAAUUUGGCCACUAUUUCCAAUCCCAGAUGAGAUGGACCAGUUGUUUUUACUGUCUGCAUAUCUAGUUAAUGAAAUGUAAUGUAAUCCCACAGCUGAACCAAAAACUAGAAACCAUCAAAAACCACGGCACAAGUGAAGUGGCCGCUAUAUAUAUUUGCGUUCGGGUUUGUGUUAUCGAUAUCUUGAGGCCUCAAAGCUUUCCCAAUACCACAUACGUGCACCAAAGUUCUUCAGGGCAAAACUCAGCAAUUUUUAUUGAAUGGAGGCCGAAAACAUGAGGAGCAGAGAGCACAAAAUUGUGGUGGCAGUAGACGAGAGCGAAGAGAGCAUGCAUGCUCUCUCCUGGUGUCUGGGAAACCUCUCCUCUCAAAACGCAAACAACACUCUCGUUCUUCUCUAUGUCAAACCGCAGCCAGUCCAUUCCACUUUCGAUGCUGCAGCAUAUAUGUUUUCGAACGAUGUGGUUGGAUCCAUGGAAAAAUACGGGACUAAGAUGGUAAAUUCAGUGAUGCAAAGAGCUGAAGCCGUUUACAGAAAUUUCCAGACCAAUGCGCAUAUUGUGAGAGUAGUAGGGAAGGGAGAUCCAAAGAAUGUGAUAUGUAAUACGGUUGAGAAACUCAAAGCUGACACUUUGGUCAUGGGAAGCCAUGGUUAUGGUUUCUUUAAGAGACUGGUGCAGCACCAGCCCACGCAGUAUCCAACAUCGGAGGAGUUGAGCAUUGGGAAAAUCAAGUUCAAGGCCUUUGAUUUGGGAGGUCAUCAGAUUGCUCGCAGAGUUUGGAGGGAUUACUAUGCAAAGGUGGAUGCUGUGGUGUACCUGGUGGAUGCCUAUGACAAGGCGCGGUUUGCAGAAUCCAAUAAGGAACUAGAUGCACUCCUUUCGGAUGAAGCCCUAGCCACUGUCCCAUUUCUAAUUCUAGGGAACAAGAUUGACCUACCACAUGCUGCCUCGGAGGAUGAGUUGCGAUAUCACCUUGGGCUGACCAACUUCACCACUGGCAAGGGGAAUGUAAACCUAACGGACUCAAGUGUCCGUCCGCUAGAAGUGUUUAUGUGCAGCAUUGUACGGAAAAUGGGGUACGGCGAUGGUUUCAAAUGGCUCUCUCAAUACAUCAAGUAGGAGGAUGGUCGACAAGGUGUACUACCACUUGUCGCGCCUUAAGUUGAAAAUUUAUUCAGUCUCCCUUGUUUUAUUUAGGCUCUUUCUUUGUCUUGGGAUUUGUGUAGAAGGAAAUAUGAAUGUCACUGCUUUGUUAAA